This is a messenger RNA of Onychostoma macrolepis, 2476 nucleotides long. Its product is annotated as V-set and transmembrane domain-containing protein 2-like protein. The record is from RefSeq and is a predicted model, not a curated record. NCBI's taxonomy places the organism in Eukaryota, Metazoa, Chordata, Actinopteri, Cypriniformes, Cyprinidae. The transcript is spliced from 4 exons. Bases 246 to 911 code for a protein of 221 amino acids.
ACAGCCGCCGCACUUCCUCCUCGCGCUGUUCCCUCCGCCGCGUCGGUUAGAUCCGGGGAGUUUCUCUUCGCGGAGACUCAAAUCGCAUCAGUGGGCGACAGCAAACACACGCAGCCUCCUCUCAACCGCUCCUGCCGCUGUCAUCAAGGACGAAAACCACCAGCAAACACUCACCACACCUGGAUCUAUCUCUUAAAGCCGUGUAUUUCCACCUGAUGUGAGAGAGUGUUUUGCAGGGAGCAGUGAUGGGCGCGUUUGGAGUGAUUCUGAGGAGUUUACAUUGUAUGGGACUCUACAUCCAACUUAGUGCCAGUCUCAGACAAGCUGGAAGCGACGACGUGGAGAACCACAUAUCCAACAACGCGGUGUUCACAGAGGUCCCUCAUGACAUCACGGCGCAGAGCGGGCAGGAUGUGGAGAUGGCCUGCUCCUUCAGAGGCGCCGGAUCGCCCUCCUACUCACUGGAGAUUCAGUGGUGGUACAUCAGGAACCACAGAGAAUGGACUGAUAAGCAGACGUGGAGCACCAAUCAGGUGGUGCCGCAGAAUGAGAUGUCAAAGGACGCCACCAAAAUCAGUGUGGUGAAGGUUGCCGGAAGCAACAUCUCCCACAAGCUCCGUCUGUCCAGCGUGAAGCCGGCGGACGAGGGAACGUACGAAUGCCGCGUCAUCGACUUCAGCGACAGCAAGCUGCGACACCAUCGCGUGCGAGCGUACCUGCAGGUGGAGCGUCCUGAGGGGAACGCGGCUCCUCCGGUCCAUCAGGGGGCGACGUCACAAGAGGAGGCUCUGCAGUCUGACCACCACAAGCACCAGCCGGCCCACCACGCCCAUCACAAACCCGGCCGCGAGCUCAGGAAGAGGUCCGCUGAUGAUAGUACCACUGACUGCACUGAGAGCUGCGCGCUUUAGGUUCCUCUUACCUUCAGUUACUACCCCACCCGAGCACCUGGUCACCCACACCACCCAAAUACCCAUAGUUCCUCACGCCAACCCCUAAACUAGGGAUAGCUCACCUGAAAAUGAAAAAUCUGUCAUUUACUCAUCCUCAUGUUGUUCCAAACCCAUAUGACUCACGUUCUUAUCUUAAAAGAAAAAAAAACAGGGUUUUUUUUUUUCAUUUUUUUUUUUUUAUUUAUUAGCCCCUGGUCACUCUCCUUUUUUGUCCUUUUUGAAGCUUUGUUUUAUUUCAUAGCAUUUUUUUAAUCUGCAAUUAAUUUUUCUGCAAUAUAAUUAAUUUUGUGUUUUUUGUAAAAAAAAAAAAAAAAAAGAUAGUGAAACAUGUCUUUUUUAGUUUUUUGUUGUCCUUAUUGAAGCUUUAGUUAAUUUUAUUUAUUUAUUUUGAAGCUUUGUUUUAUUUUAUUUAAUGGUUGUUUUAUUUGACAUUUUAUUUGAUUUUAUGUUUUUGUCCUUUUUGAGGCUUUUUAUUUUACCUCAUUUCAUUUUCUUUAGCCUAUGGUCACUGUCUAUUUCCAAAGAACAGCUUAAAUAUUCUGCUAAAUAAAUUAUUUUGAGUUUUAUGGAAGAAAGUUAAUCUAUUUUAUUUUAUUUAUUUUUAUAUUUUAUUGUCUCUUUUUGAAGCUUUAUUAUAUUUUAUUUCAUUUUAAUUAAUUUUAUUUAUUUUAUCUAAUUUAUUUUAUUUUAUUUAUUUUAUUAUUUUUAAUAGCCCCUGGAUCUACUUCCAAAGAGCAGCUUAGACAUUCUGCAAAAUCAAUCAUUUUAUGUUUUAUGGAAGAAAGUGAGUCACACAGGUUUGAAGCAACAUGAGUGUUGAGAGAGUACAUAAUGACAAAAUUUUAAUUUUUGAGUGAACUAUCGCUCUAACAAAAGAUGUAUAUUUCUGUAUAAAAACGAAGGUAGAUGUCUGUUCAGAACAGCGAGUGCAUGACAAACAUUUCUAAUAAUAUUUGCCAGUGAGCAAGAAACCAAAUUAGACAGCUGAUUUAAACUCUUUGGUCAUUCUUAGUUUGAUCAGAUUCAUGGUUUUGAUACGAUGUAUAGACAGCUAGAAGCGGCAGAACAAAGUGAAUGUUUGAAAUAUUCUUCAUCAGGUCUAAUCGAUGACAUUUACAUGCUGUAAUAUUACUAUCAUUGUUUACAUGUAUAAUGUUACAGGCACCAGUCUGAGGGUUUUAUUCUGGACUGGCAUCACCGAUGGCACAAUGCGAUUUGAUAGGUGCCAGCUUUUGCAAAUAUGUUUCAUGAAGCUUUUGUGUCAAUGGAAGGAUGGUGCGCACACAAUAUUUCGACGUUUUGUGGUUUUUAUGCAGCUUUAAAAAGAUCCUGAAAAUACUCACAGUAUGUUUAAUGGUAGCCUAUUAACAACGGCUUCGUUUCUGGUUUCUUUGAUCUUUACAGUUUGAUUCAAUAGUUCUUUUUGUUUCUGGAAGUAAUACAUGUACAGAUUGUGUAUAUUACGUAAUCCUACAAAAGACUGGUUUCACCUUCAAUGUAUGCCUUUAUCAAAUAAAAAACAU